Molecule: messenger RNA, 2452 nt
Organism: Salvelinus fontinalis (brook trout)
Lineage: Eukaryota; Metazoa; Chordata; Actinopteri; Salmoniformes; Salmonidae
Product: oocyte zinc finger protein XlCOF29-like
Exons: 3
Coding region: 215-1792 (525 amino acids)
Cellular component (GO): nucleus
Source: RefSeq, a predicted model, not a curated record
CAAAGAAGUACACGGAAGUCAACAAGAACAAUUUCCACGAUAGCGUUUUGUUGUUGUUAUUUAUAAACACCCUGGAACCUAAAAUAUGAUUAAUUUAACUGCAACGCAUCACAUACUUACCAUAUGUAGUUUUUAAUUCGCGUUUGAGACAGUACUUGGUUGAUAGAUGUUAUUUAGGUAACGCUACUUAGCUAUCUGCUACCGUUAGCUAACAAUGGCUAACUGUAUGGUUUUUAACACUCAAAUAGCCUCCAUCAUGGAGGUGCUAGCGAAUGCAGCCGUGGCAGAGAUAUGUAAACUCGUAGAUGACGACUAUGCAGUGUUUCGUUUGGAAAUAACUCAAAGCCAGAAAGAAAACAUGACAUUGCGGAGGAAACUACUGGAACUGAAGGUGGCACGGGAGCGCGCAGAGAGGACAGUGCGAGAGCGCGUUCUCGCCAGUCGUCCCAGUAGUGUCAAGAUCCUUGACCGAUACAGAGGAAUGGCAAGAGGUGAAGGACAUCUCACUGGAGGCCACAGGAGUUUUGUCAAGCCAGCGGGGCACAACACAUGGAAAGAUGACCAACCAAUCAUUGUUGAUGAGAGGAGUGGAACCUCAACCCAGCAUGUUAUCGUGAUAGAGUCUGCAGAUGCAGAGGCUACAGGUCCUGGGGUCAAACAGGAGAGGUCUGAAGGAGAGGAAGACCUACGGCACAGCAGAGACAUCCAAGCUGGAGCGCCCCCUGUGGCCACGGAGGACUCCGCCCCAGCGCAGCCCCGACACAGCAUCAGUGGAAUGCAGAAUGCUGCCCUCAAGUCAGAGUCCGACACCGAGACUUUAACUUUAGCACACAGGUUUUUACACACAGGAUCUGACCACAGAUCAAACCCAGAGAGACUAGGGCCACUGGCCUGUCCUCCAGCUCCCGGCUCAGAAUAUUUACCAGUAUUUCACCAGAGCCAGAGGACGGUUAAUUCCUGUGGGGAUGUUGAGGGCGACGCAUUAGACACUGGCAGUGAUGAUCCAUCUUGUUCUUACGCUACAGAAAUAGAUCCUGGCAAAAUGCCCUUGGGUUUAGAGACACAGACUGAUCUGUCUAGAGGUGACUGGAAUCGGUACAGUAAUAGGUUAUACUCUGAAGGGUGCCAAGAUAAGAAAGGGGGGGUUAUAAUGGUAGAUGAGGUGAAAGUGGAGGGCGACGCUCCUCCCACAUGGAAUGCAGAUAGUCACCUAGGAGAAAGACACUCACAGGGCAGAGAUUUCUUAAAUUACAGGGGAAGCUUAGAGACAAAUCUAAAUGUCGCCACCCACUCCUCUUUACAUGCGUUCAGGGGUCGUGACCCAGUGUUCACGUCGAUGCCACCUUCCGAUUCACAUGGUGACGUCCUUUUCGAUCAGGUAUUGAACUCAAACAACACGGCUAGAACCCAGGCUCAGGGGGAAGGAGCCACAUCAGGCAGUAGUAAAGAGAAAAGAUUCCUCUGCAUGUUCUGUAACAAAGGCUUCAGCUGUCCCCAGAAGGUGGAGAGGCACCAGAGGGUCCACACAGGGGAGAAACCCUUCAGCUGUACCCAGUGUGAGAAGAGGUUCUCCCGCCAGGACAACCUAAAGAUGCACCAGAGGGUCCACACAGGGGAGAAACCCUUCAGCUGUACCCAGUGUCACAUGCGCUUCGCCCUGGCAGGCAACCUGAAGAUGCACUUGAAGGUCCACACGGGAGAAAGGCCAUUCGCCUGUACGCACUGUGGGAAGAGGUUCUCCGAGAGGAGAUACCUCAGGAUACACCAGCAGAAAAACCAUGCCAUUCUAUGAUAUAGAAAGUAACCAUUCCACUCGAUAGCUUCUGACCUUUAGAUCAAACCCUGCAUUAAAGACAAAGAUUAAUUUGUCAGCAGAAAAGAUCCACUGAUUACUUUUGACUUAUCAUAGCUGCCUUUUUUCAGUAUAGGACUCAAAUGUAGUCUGGAUGGGUAAACUCUCCAUGUUGAUAGUGUGUUUAUUAUCUGUGUGUUCGUAUAUGUCUGUGUCCUCUGUAUCACCUCUCUUCCAGGAGGAGAAUCGAGAGUGGCGAUUUAUAUAUUACACUAGAUGACUCAUAAGGGGCACUGUUUUGAAACCACGCCUCCAUCUUGGCACUCCCCCACCCAUGUAAAAAAAAAUUUGGAAGCUACAGAAAUGAAUUUAUUAAUGUCUGCAUUUGUUUUGCCAUGUUUAUUAUAUUACAGACAUCUUAAUGCAUACUUUAAAUUAUAUUAUGUAAGCUAAACAUAUUUUUUUUUAAAGGAAAAUUAAAACAUUUCCCUUAAAGGAAAAUUAAAACAUUUUCCUUAGGUAUAAUUUUUUUAAGGUUCUAAUAUUACUGUCCCUACUAGAAAAAAAAAUACUUAAAGCUGCAAAAUGUAACUUUUUGGCGACCUUACCAAAUUCACAUAGAAAUUUGAGUUAUAGAUCUGUCAUUCUGAUUGAAAUCAA